This is a messenger RNA of Homalodisca vitripennis (glassy-winged sharpshooter), 379 nucleotides long. RefSeq lists its product as uncharacterized. NCBI's taxonomy places the organism in Eukaryota, Metazoa, Arthropoda, Insecta, Hemiptera, Cicadellidae. The record is from RefSeq and is a predicted model, not a curated record. Gene Ontology annotation, molecular function: nucleic acid binding. The coding region runs from base 1 to 351 and encodes 116 amino acids. The transcript has 3 exons.
AUGGGGGUGCUCACUCCCAUGACCCUCCCCCACCAAAACCCACAUGUAUUCGUUGAAGGAUCAACCCAAUGGCCUGAAAAAAUUAAUGUUUGGGCAGGAAUACUUGGCAACACUACUGUCGGACCUGUAUUUAUAGAAGGAAACUUAAAUGGAGAAUCGUACUUAAAUUUAUUAGAAAAUACUAUUGACCCUCUUAUUGUGGAAACACUUGAAAACCAGCGUCACACGAUUUCUUUGAAAUGGCUAGAUGCACACUACCUAGAUCACUGGAUAGGUAGAAGGGGAUCAAUUGAGUGGCCGGCAAGGUCUCCAGACUUAACACGCUUAGACUUUUUUUGUGGGGUCACUUGAAAUCAGUAGUUUUUCAAACACAUCCCAC